Saccharomycopsis crataegensis is the source of this 720-nucleotide messenger RNA. RefSeq names its product Rot1p (gene ROT1). The coding region runs from base 1 to 720 and encodes 239 amino acids. The record is from RefSeq and is a predicted model, not a curated record. The transcript has a single exon. NCBI's taxonomy places the organism in Eukaryota, Fungi, Ascomycota, Saccharomycetes, Ascoideales, Saccharomycopsidaceae. Gene Ontology annotation, biological process: budding cell apical bud growth; 'de novo' protein folding. Gene Ontology annotation, cellular component: endoplasmic reticulum membrane; endoplasmic reticulum.
AUGAUCUUCACAAAACUCCUAGCCUCAGUGUCCCUCGCCACUGCUGCCAGCGCUGCAUCGCUUGAUUCCAGUCUUUAUGGGACCUGGUCAACAAAGUCAAAUAUGGUGUUCACCGGCCCAGGGUUCUACGAUCCAGUCGAUGAGCUCUUGAUCGAGCCUAGUCUUCCUGGCCGUAGUUACUCGUUCACCGAAGAUGGGUACUACGAGUCGGCUCUUUAUGUGGUGACCCCUAAUGCCAAAGACCACACUUGCCCAACCGCUGUGCUUCAAUGGGAGCAUGGGACUUACAACAUUAGUGAUGGGCAGAUUAACUUUCAAUCUAUCGCGGUCGAUGGCCGUCAAUUGUUGAGUGAUCCAUGUAAUGAUGAUGGUACCUCGGUGUACACUCGUUAUAGUUCCAACACCUCUUUUUCAGAAUACAUUGUGUACGUUGAUUCGUACAAUGGUCGUUGGAAGUUACAACUCUACGAUGCCGAUGGGGCUCCUAUCCCACCACUCUGGCUCGCCUAUAGACCUGCCCUCAUUUUGCCAACAGAGACCUUGAACCCUACAGCCACCGCAUCUGCCACCUCCGGAUCAUCUUCUAGAAGAAAAGUCAAGAGAAGUUUGGAAAACCAAAGAAAAACUAAUGCCAUUAGAGUAACCUCCGAUCAUAGUAACAUAUGGUACUUUGGGAUCGCCCUUUUUGGUUUGGGUGCGGUAUCGUAUGCAUUUGUUUGA